AUUAAUUUCAGCACCAUUAACUGUAGUGGAGUGCCUGAUCUGCUCUGCCUGAAGAAUCAUUUUGAUGAAAAGAAUUUGAUAUGGGCAAUACAACCUUUCAUGUCCUACCCUCUUAUUUAUUUGUGUUUGCCAACUUACACCUACUUUUUAUCCUCCUCCAUCCUUAAAUCCCUUUUGUUGUCAUUAUUAGGACAACCUUAUUCUCCUUGGCGACACUGAAAAUCAAGCUGUUAAAUAUUCCCUAGAUUGCUAUUGAGUGAUUGGAGCAGUGAAUAUUUAACAUUACGUGCCAACGCUAACAUAUACGCUACAACAUGUGCUCCUGAGGCCCUUAGGCUAAGCAGUUACUUUGAUUCAUUCUCCUCGUUACGUAAUAAUCUACAAAGAUGGAUGAUGAAAUGAGUGAUUAUCUCAAUAAGAUGCAAAUCAAAGAGACAUCGGAACUGUAUGUUCGAUGUAGUACAGUAUGUUUUGAUCGAUGUGUUAAUAAUUUCACUGCACGCAAAUUGAAUGAGAAAGAGACUGAAUGUGUUGAUAAGUGUACAGAAAAAUUCGCCAAAAUGAACCAACGUUUAACACUUAGACUAUUUGAGUUGAACCGUGAAGAAUUGGUCAAGCACUGAACGUAUAUUCGAGGUUAUUCAUGAAAUAGGAAAUCAGUAUGUGUACAAAGCUCCAUCGAAUGUUUCUGUCAUGAAUUAUAUUCAUGGAUACUGUCGUACAUAUAGUACUUUAUAUACUGCUUUUUCACCUAUCCCCAUAAUAUUCUAAAUAUAAUUGCUAGUCAAAAUUAAAAACUGUAGUUUUCAGAAGUUUAUAAACUGAAAACAUCACUGAAGGCUAUAUCACAAACUUUAUCGCGUUUGAAAUGUUGAAUAAGAAUAUUCAGUCGAAAUACAUAUGAUGAUUAAAAUGCCAUAUAUGUUGGGCACCAGGCUACGUGGUUAAUAGCAUAAAGUGAAGAUGUGCUAUUGAAACCCCAUGUCCUACUCGGAACCAAAAGGAAUAGUAACAAUAUAUAACAUACUGUAAUCGAAACAUCAGCUGGUUACUAAUAAUAUAUCACCGUUAAGAUUAUUUAGUAUUGAAAUAUACUCCAUCAGUGCUCGAAUUCCACAUUAACGUUCAUAUUACUUAAAGUCUUCUAGCUCAGAUUGGUCAAAAAAAUGUUUGAUCUUUGGUAUUAAUACCAACUCCAAACUUGUAUUCAUCAAAAAAAAUUUCUUGUACUUUUUUAUAUAAUCCAACUCGUUCAUCAUUACCAUUGUCCUUUAUCAGAAUACAAAACAACAAUGGUGUCCUUUUGCAGUUUGCGUAAAGAUCUCUUAUGUCCUUUGGUAGUAGAUGACUUUUGAAGGUUGUGAUUCGAAAGGAAGAUCUUCCAGUAUCUACGACACCUAUAAACCCAGUCUUUGUGUAUGGAGACCAAUGAUGGUCAAUUUGAAUCUAUCAUUGUAAUGUGUCUUACGAAACAUUAUUAUUAUUUUGUCUCAUAUUAUUUUAAGUUCAUUUAAAACUAGCAUUUGUCAGUGCCAUUAUCUUAUGGUUUUAUUAUUAUUACUGUUUUUACCAAUAUUAUUUAGUAUGUAAUAUCUGAUAUAUUCACGUUCCUUAUCUAAUAACUAAUUGUUUAUCUAAGUGGUGUAACUGAAGCGUAAUUCAUUAUCUGAAUUUUAAUCCCUCAUCUAUUUGAACAUGACGUGAAAACUAUUCAUAAAUGUUUUGCAUGACUCAUUUAGUGUAGUUAAUUUACUUAUACGUCUCAUAUUUCUCAAUUUAAUUCUAGUGGUAUAUAUAAAUAUAAAUAUCACUGUAUGUAGAGUAUUCAGAUGAGGAGUCCAGCUUACAUUCUUGUUUAUUGAUCACUAUGAGAUAGAAUACUUUGAAUAACAUGAACGUUAGUGUGAAAUCCGAGCACUGGUAGAGUAUACUUUCAUAUUAAAUAGUCUUUAACGGUGAUACAUUAGUAAUCAGCUGAUAUUUUGAUUACAGUGUAUUAUAAAAUAUAGAAAAAAAACCCCAUUUAGACAUUUAGAAAACAGAAGGAU
Messenger RNA from Trichobilharzia regenti, 2048 nucleotides. The record is from the annotation of a GenBank genome assembly. Lineage: Eukaryota; Metazoa; Platyhelminthes; Trematoda; Strigeidida; Schistosomatidae.